AUGGAUGAUUCCGAAACCGCUACUGUCCCGCUCAUGACGGGUUUGAAUGCUCACCGAGCGCCUCAACCUCCUCUGAGAUCUCCGAGUUACGUCUUUUCCCAAGUCCCCAAAGCCACCAAAGACUUGUCCGGAUCCAUCCUGCAAGAAGUCAAGGACCGGGACCAUUUCAAGGCGUGCAUGUCCGAAAUGGUCUUGCUCUGCAAUGAAGCUAUCAGACGCAAUUCUCUCAAAAAGUGCAAGAGCAAACCAUUGAGUUUGGAGUACAUUGCCGAUCGAUUGGAUGUGGACGAUCCCUGUUUUGGGUAUUUGGCGAGAUCCAACGAAGGAAAAUUGCAAGGAUUCAUUACCCUCACGACUUUUACCAAUUGGCAAAAGAACUUUCGGUGGGAUUCCAAAAAUGAAGCCUCUUUCUACUAUGAUGACGAUGACGACGAUGAUGAUGCUAAUGAAAAGGAGAAAGAAGGAAACGAUCAACAAGAUGAGGAAGGAAUUAAGUCCGAAGAGGAAGAGGAAGAGGACGAAGCUGAGUUUGAAGACAAGGAUGACGACGAUGAUGAAAGUUAUGCCGGUGAAGGUAGAUAUCACACACCAAUCCCCUCCCGCAAGAGAAAGAAUACGAAACCAGAGAGCGCCAAGAAGCAACCAUCCACCAAGAAGCCAAAACAGGAGGAGACUACUGCUGAGACAAAGAAACCUCCCAAGAAGGCUCGCAAAAUAGACUUGGAUGGAUCCUUGGCCCAAGAGUUGGAAAACACUGUCCGAUUGGGAGAUCCCUACAACGAAGGGAUUGUCUGGCCCCGUAUUGCUGAAGUCUCCUUGUUGGGAGCCUUGGGAUGUGGAAAACAAUUACUCAAGUUGGCCAUUGAACAGCUGGAAUUUCAAAAGCCCAGUGCCAAUGCCAACUAUGAUUACUUGGUUCUGCAAGCGACGGAUAAUUCGAUUGGCUUUUACGAGUCUAUCGGAUUUGUUCGUGUGGGGGCGGUGACCUUUGGUAAUGAUGACAAGAAGAACCAAUCAACAGGUUCCACCGAUACAAAGACGCCUUCGAAAUCGACGAGUGACUCGACGAGCGGUGAUAGCAGCAGCGUCGGUAGCGUUACCGACACGUCCAUGGAAAGUAACGGCAGUGGUGUUGUAGUGGCAGAACCUUUGGCUCCAUCGUCACCCGACAAGCAGGAUGCUCUUGCUCGACCGUCCAGAAUUGUCUCCAGCCCCUUGGAGGUACACAUUGUCAAGCAAGGCGGAUGGACACCAAAGGACAUUGCCGCUAGGCACAAGGUGGAUCCAUGGGAUGUCGUCUUUUUGAAUCGGGACAUUUAUCCGUCUCUCACGGUACAUAGCAAACUGAAAAAGGGUACCACACUAUUUGUCCCCAAAUCGAAAACAGAUGCUCUGCAUGCUGCAUCCAGUCCUCAAGCACCAACCCAGGAGGAGACACCCACUAAAUGGUUUGUGGCCAAGGAAAAUGACACUCCACGCAAGAUUGCCAAGAUGCACGGUGUGCCUUGUACCCAAUUAGUCCAAGCCAAUGUUGCUCGAUUGCCAGAAUUGCAAGCAGCUUCCCGGCUCAAGGAAGGAACUCGAGUCAAGGUCAACAACUUUGACAAGCCGGACAAUAUUUGCCAACAAUAUUGUCACUGGAGCUUUCCUGACGAUGCCUCUGUGGAAAAUGGAGAACCCAGUUACAUGAUGGUCUACAAGGUGGAACGAAAGUCUGCCCGUGCGCCUCGUGAUGUGCGCAAUUCCUUGGCGGCCAAGGUCCAACCCUAUCAACCACCGCCCCUUUUAAUGGAAGCCCCCAAGACCCAAAAGGUGGUGACCAAGAAACGUCGAAAUUUGCCCCGACCACCAGUUCCACCACCCCAGCCACCAUCUGGAUUCAAUGUCUUUCAGGAUCAUCAAAAGCAACUUUAUCCGGAACUUCGUGACUCCAAUGCUGCCAAUCGUCAAUUGAUCAAGGGCAAAUGGGACCUAUUGUCCAAAUUAAAGCAGUCCCGCUACGAAGAUGUGGCGAAGGAUUGCGCCAAGCACUUUGACGAUGCUCAAGCAAAGUUUGAAAAGGCGUACGCCAAGUGGAAGGAUGAUUGCGACAAGCUUCCACUCGUUGAGACUGUGUUGGAAAAGGACGACAACCUUUUCAGCAAGGUGGUCAAGUUGCGGGAUGACGCGUUGGAAGGCAAGCAAUAUACCUAUUGGUUUGUCCUCACGUACAUUCCCGACUUGAAGUGGUGUCACUUGGCACCAAUGGUUCCCGAUGGAGUCUUUGGUCCUGAACGAAAGCGAUCCCAUGGUCGCACUCGCUGGAGGUUGGUAGAUGAAUCUCUGGGUCACGAAUUGGACAUUAGUUCCGUGUUUUGCAUUCCCGUUCGAUCUCGAACCCUGAAGAAAACUGCAGAUGCUGACAAGGAAGAGUGGGAUGUCUUGGAUGGUACAAGUAAUGGUGUUGCGGCUUCAUUCUCGUCGGAUAAAUCAUCGGAAGGCAGUCCAACCACCAGUGCUGACGAGAAACCGCCACCCAAGCGGGCCAUUCGAAAACAGCCCGUGCGCCCACGAUCAGCAACCAAGCCUAUGAGUGGGAAGAUUGCAGUCAAAUCUAGUGCUACUCCCAACAAGAAAGUCUUGGCAUCUCCUGCCCGAUCGACCCGCAGCAACCGAACCACUGACUCUCCCAGAUCCUUUCCCUCGCCACGUCGCAUCUUGUCCCCAGGACGUCCCGAGAAGGCCACCAGCUCACCGAUUCGCCAAUCGGCUGUCAAGCGAAAGGCGACUCAAGAUUUGGAUCCCGAACGCAAAGCCCGCACUAUCAAGACGGUCGGAGGGCGCCGGAGUGUUUUGCAGUCAUGA
Messenger RNA from Cylindrotheca closterium, 2844 nucleotides. The record is from the annotation of a GenBank genome assembly. NCBI's taxonomy places the organism in Eukaryota, Bacillariophyta, Bacillariophyceae, Bacillariales, Bacillariaceae.